AUGAUAACUGUAACACCUGGCAUUCUUCUGUUAUUACAGAUAAUAGCCUGCAUUGAGAUGGGAUACUUGCAGAGAGUUGAUAAGGGAGAUUACCUGGGAGAAGAUCUGAAAUUUACGCCCAAGGAAAACAAAGGACUGGUAUUAAGAAUUGUUAAGAUGGUUCUGGAUAAGAAGAAUAUUGAAGAGUUGGUGGAUCUUGAAUCAUCUGAGUCCGAAAUCAUCAGCAAAGAUGAUAUAGUUGGGUUUGUGACGAAGAAGGAUAACUACCUCUCUGUAGCAGGUAGAUCAUUCAGGCUCUCAAAAUACAAAAGACGUGGAAAUGGAAGAAUGUUCAAUCUACCAAGCAAUGCAAUGGUUCAUUUUAACGGCAAUAAGACAGCAUUUCAGAUGAUUGCAGCCAGAAAGCCAAAUACGUUCAUAUUGGCCAAUAAAGACCAAUAUGUUGUAGUUAAAAAUCAAAAACUAAGUUUAACAGAGACCAAGAAGAAGGCACAGGUAUUCAAAAUGGCACGGGUGAAAUCAAAGGAUAUAGAGAGUGAGGAAUCAAGUGAAGAAUCAGAAGAAGAUAGGAAGAAAAAGAAGAAAAGGAAAAGAGAUGAAUCCACUGAAGAGGAAGAAUCAGAAGAAGAGUCAGAAGAAGAAAGAGAGUCAACUGGAAAAAGAGGAAAAGACAAAAAGGAUCCAAGAAAGAAGACACAGCUUCCAGAACCAACAGAUAAUUUAAACAGGCACGUUGAUAAUUUAAAGAAAACACACAACGAAAUGGUAAACAAGAUACAGGAAGGUUUGAAAAGCAGAGAGAAGAGUGAGAAGGUUCAGAAAGAACUCGACAAGGCAAAGGAGGAGCUAGCGGCAUUGAAGAAGGAACUUGAUGAAGCAAAGAAGAGCGAUAAAGAGAAGGAGAAGGAACUUGAGAACCUGAAGAAAGAAGUAGAACGACUUGAGAAGAAAACAAAGGAAGCAGAUGAAAAGAAGGAUAAGGAUAAGAUGAAAGAAGGGUCAGAUGAAAAUGAUAGCAGUGAACCUGAAAGAAAACAUAAGAAGGGAAGAAAGCAUAAAAAGCGUGUUUAUGAGGCGUAUAAAGAUAAAGAAGGAUCAAGUAACUCAUCAAGUGAAACAUCUGAUGAGUGUGAUGGAAUGAUGGAUAGAAACUACGGAUGUAUUCAGUCUCCUCAAUUGGGAUAUCAACAGCCACAGAUGCCAUAUAAUAGCCCAAUUACAAUGCCAUAUAGUCCACAAUCCAUUCAACCAGGCCAAUUUGUACCAAAUUCAGAUUCUGUUGGAAAGGCAAUUACGAACCUAACCAAUCUGAUGCAUCAUAAUAAUGGAGGCGGAAAUGGAUUCCAGCAACAGCAGCAACCCGAUGUAGAUUGUACGCAUCCAAUAACACUUGAAGAUGAAUGCUACAAGUCACGAAAGAAGGGCAGAAAGCAUAAAUCCAAGAGAAGAAACAAAACAGUGAAUUGUCCUGGAUAUGGCAUGCCAAUACCACACAACAAAGAAUGCAUGCCAUACAACAAUAAUCCAAUGAUGCAAUACAUGCAGCAGCCACAUACACACUUUUAG
This is a messenger RNA of Enterospora canceri, 1566 nucleotides long. Lineage: Eukaryota; Fungi; Microsporidia; Enterocytozoonidae. The record is from the annotation of a GenBank genome assembly.